Messenger RNA from Anopheles aquasalis, 1043 nucleotides. Its product is annotated as angiopoietin-4. NCBI's taxonomy places the organism in Eukaryota, Metazoa, Arthropoda, Insecta, Diptera, Culicidae. The record is from RefSeq and is a predicted model, not a curated record.
UGCCCUAGUUUUGUUUGGUUUGGUUGUUGUUCGACAAUGAGCGUGUGGCUUUUUGCCAAAUCGAGGGGACAGGACCGUUGCAAUCAGUUAGUUUGUGCGGUGUUCUUGUUCCAACAUGAAGCGAGCGCUUUUGUCGAUCCUGCUGGUGGUGGCGUACAGUGUUGGGUUGUGCGAUGGUUCUUUCUCACUUUUGACCGAACCUCGUCAAACCUGCACCGAUUUUGACAUAUUUUCACAACAAGUGGUAUCGUUGACGACACAGGUCCAAAGUCUGCCCACGGGAGACCCACUGGUAAAGAUACGAUCCGAUCUUGUUAACCUGUUGGCUUCGUCGAAGAUUUACAAGUCGUGCGAUGAUAUUGGACCAACUAGCCCGCCGGGUUUAUAUCGCAUUCAGGAUGGAAACGACGCGCCGAUGUACUACUACUGUGAAACAGUACAAGAUGGCGGAAGAUGGACCGUGAUACAGCGUAGGACGGCCGACGUAGUCAAUUUUACUCGUAGUUUCAACGAGUACGCCACGGGUUUCGGACACCCCAGUGGAGACUUUUGGCUCGGACUGACACGCAUUCAAAAAAUAACCUCCCAAACGCAGUACGAACUGCUCAUAAAGAUGUCUGCCUUCGACGGUACCAGUGCAACGGCUAGGUAUAGCAGCUUCCAGCUUAACGAUGUAAACGAUCUGUUUAAGAUCACGUCCCUGGGAAACUUUACCGGGGACGCAGGAAAUUCUAUGUCACUGUCACUUAACAGACAGUUCUCGACCCAGGAUAAAGACACGGAUGCAUCUUCGACCACAAACUGUGCGAAUGUUUGGGGUGGAGGAUGGUGGCUUAAUAACUGCGGCGAUAGCAAUCUGAAUGGAUUUUAUCGUGGGGUGACUCCAACAGCAGCUCCCAGGACAGCAAUGGUUUGGGCAGGCUUCAAGGGACUUUCACAAUCACUGAAGAAUUCUACCAUGCUUAUUCGUAAAUAUGUUCCUUAAAUCACGGAUCGAGAGGCGGGAAUGCCUGUGAAUAAAUAAAUGUUUCGUUCAUAUCAGC